Molecule: messenger RNA, 1832 nt
Organism: Thamnophis elegans (Western terrestrial garter snake)
Lineage: Eukaryota; Metazoa; Chordata; Lepidosauria; Squamata; Natricidae
Gene: TMEM177
Product: transmembrane protein 177
Exons: 2
Coding region: 144-1088 (314 amino acids)
Source: RefSeq, a predicted model, not a curated record
GAAGCGACCCUGCGCAGAAUCGGAAGACUUCCUCGUCGCCAUAGCAACUCCGACCUCCGAUGACGUCGUUCUCUCGCCGCGUCGCGGCACUCGGCUUUCGCGACAGAUAUAUUCUUUGAACAGAAUCUAGCUGGAAGUUGAACAUGGCCUUUCAUUCUCUAUGGAAGGCAGUCGCUAUGAUGGAGAAACACAGGACUGCUUUUUUGUCCAUUUCUUGUGCUGGAUUGUUUGGUGCCAAUUUGACUUUCCACGUGUUCUCAAAGGAGUUGUUCAAAUCAAUAUAUCAGGCCUGGGACCAUGGAAAGCCAUUGAGGCUUUCGGAAGAUUUGCAGAACCUGUUCUAUAACAUCCUCUGUGAUGUCAAAGUGAAGUCAGCAGAUCGUUACGAUGCCAUUAAGACUUGCACACUGCACACCGUAAGCGCUGGUCUACCAUGGAGAGCCAAAGGUUGUGUGGUGGGCAUCCCAUAUCAUUUCAGUAAUAGAGCCAGUGGCGAACAGCAGAUUGCCAAGAUAGACGUUCAUCUUAGAGGCAAGAAAGUGAACUGGACAAGCCCAGAGGGACUGGCUUUGAAGGAUGCCUUAACACUUUCUCCAGAGGCUCAGAAGUUUGCCAUUGCAAGAGAGAUCAUUGACUUGCAACAAAAUAGGCCUUUAAUAUGUGCAACUGUUGCCCCCAUUUGUCUGGCUGGGUCCUAUAUUUCUGGAGUAACUGUAAAGCAGGUCUUGGGUUUAUAUUAUGCUCCAGUAGUACUCCGAAGCAUUUAUAACAUGGCAGUUGUGGCACUCGGGUUGAUGGGCUAUUGUCUAUUAUAUGAUACUGUAAGCCAGGCAUUCGAUUAUAGGGCAGACAGAAAGGCAGCCUCCAUUUCUCCCAGCUUUGCUAGAGGUGGGGUAGAAUUCUAUAAUAAAGUUCUGUCACAGAAUAAGGUUUUUAGGACUAUCUUGGGUAAAAAAGGAGAGGAAAUAUAUGGACCAAAUGGUAAUAUUCUCCCAAAGUUCAGAUUAAAGCAUCCAUCGUAUACUUCCAGAAGAAACUUCAUUAGUAAUAUCGUAAACACACCCCAGGCACAGGAAAAACAUGGUUAAAAUUUAAGAUAAUAAAUUAUGGGUAUUUUUUUUGAAGUUGGCAAUGUUAUCUGGUUCCAGCUUUUCCAUGGAUUAAAUUUUUAAAAAUGCAAACCUCACAUCAAAGGUUGUAAAUGUCUCUUUUAUCCAUAGUGUUGUCUACCAAGUCAUGAGGUUAAAAUAUGGUUUUUCCUUUCUCAACAUAUAUUUUGGAAACAAAAUAUUAUUUUAUCUUUACUUUGUAAAAUAUUUUGAACAGGAAAAUAAGAGAAUAUGAAUAAGUUAUGGUAACCACUUUAAUAUUAAAGGGUGAUAAUAUGUAAGCAGCUAUGUAAGUGCCAAAGUGUUAUCUAGUAGUAUUUGGGGGAAAGCAAAUUUCUAACCUCAGACUGAAAAAUGUUUAAUAUUGAUCACUAAGCAGAUUUCAGAAAGUUUUGUUUAUUUGUAUUCUACCUUUCUUCUAAAAGUUCAUGGUAACAGAUAUCUCAUUUUCUUCCACAAUCCUGUGAGGUAGGACACACUGAUAGGUAUUGAUUGAUAGUUAAUCAUAACUUUCAAUUCAUGCAGGCAUCCUGUCUUCUUUAAAUCUAAUGCAUCAUCAUCUCCAUGUCAUUUGUUUUCCUGAUCCUUCUCAUAUAAUUUCAGAGUCUUUGGAAAAUCCAUAGAAUAUAUCCCAUAUAAUAAAAUUCCCUUAGAAAAUCUACUAAGCAUGUGCCUGUCCCUUCCUUCCUUUUUUCCUUCAUUAGUUCCUGUUUAAAUUGUGUU